Molecule: messenger RNA, 919 nt
Organism: Drosophila ficusphila
Lineage: Eukaryota; Metazoa; Arthropoda; Insecta; Diptera; Drosophilidae
Product: G patch domain-containing protein 11
Exons: 2
Coding region: 30-821 (263 amino acids)
Cellular component (GO): kinetochore
Molecular function (GO): nucleic acid binding
Source: RefSeq, a predicted model, not a curated record
ACACUAAACAUCUCAUUGUAAAUAAACAAAUGUCUGACGAGGAAGAGGAUUAUAUGUCUGACAAGUUCCUGGCUGGGUUGCAGGAUGUUCGGCCCAGCCUGGUGCAUAAUCGUGGUACAAAGCGGCAGAUUGAAGUUGAAACCAAAAAGGAUGAGCUGAAGAAGCGGCAACGCGAGGCAACUAUUGCCUCCGGAAAAGUGGAUAAUGAACGCCUUCAGCAGUCGCUAAACAAACCAAUAUCUGCCAAUAACAAGGGCUUUCAGCUGCUAGCCAAAAUGGGCUACAAAGCAGGUUCUGGAUUGGGAAAGCAACCGGAUGCACGAACGGAACCAGUGGGGAUCACAAUGAAAUCUGGCCGAGGAGGCCUAGGACGCGAGGCAGCUGUGGCUGAGUUGACCCUGAAGCGCCAGGAGCUGCGGAGAGCUCACCUCCUUAGCAAGGCGGGCAUUGAAUCCCAUGAAGAAAUCAGUACCGAGGCAUACCGGAAACGUGCGACACUCAAAGCAGAAGAGCGAAAAUUGCAGUACGACAUAAAGCGUUGUCAGCAGACUUGCGAAUCCUUAGAUGUAAAGGCAGGUGUUUUGGAACCAGAUCUGGAGUUCUUUUGGCCUCCCAAACCAAAGGAGGAAGAUGAAACAGAGGACGAUGAAGAAGAAGAGGAGGCUCCUAAGGAGGAUCAAUAUAAUCCAUCGGAGCAACUGGAACUACUCACUGGCUACCUGCGCACUGCUUAUUCCUUUUGCUAUUGGUGUGGAACGCAUUACGAGGAUGCUGAAGAUCUGACUUCGAAUUGUCCAGGUCUUACACGCGACGAUCACUAGCUCCAGAUAAUAAAAAAAGAAAAAAAUAGAUUAAGAACCCAUUAUUACGGAAAUCUCUUUAUGUUUAAAAUUAUUUUACAAUACAUAAUUAAAAAACA